GGCUUAUCUGCUUUGAGCUUAAGCACUCGCUCGAAAGAGCGAGCUCAACUGUAGCCAUGAAGGAAGAGAAGGACCAUAGGCCUAAGGAGAAGCGAGUGACCCUGUUAACGCCCCAGGGGGCCACUUGCAGCAGCGGUGGGGCUUCAGGAGAAGGCGCCAAAGGGGACGAUAAGCAGGAUCGCAACCGGGAUAAGAGAGAGGCUCUGAGCAAGGUGGUAAUUCGAAGAUUACCUCCCACUUUGACCAAGGAACAGCUUCAGGAACAUCUACAGCCUAUGCCAGAGCAUGAUUAUUUUGAGUUUUUUUCUAAUGAUACUAGUCUGUAUCCUCAUAUGUAUUCCAGAGCAUACAUCAACUUUAAAAACCAAGAGGACAUUAUUUUGUUCAGGGAUCGCUUUGAUGGCUAUGUAUUCCUUGACAAUAAAGGUCAGGAAUAUCCUGCAAUAGUAGAAUUUGCACCUUUUCAAAAAGCUGCAAAAAGGAAGACUAAGAAAAGAGAUACCAAAGUUGGGACUAUUGAUGAUGAUCCAGAAUAUAGAAAAUUUUUGGAGAGUUAUGCCACAGAUGAGAAAAUGACAUCUACUCCAGAGACAUUACUAGAGGAAAUAGAAGCCAAAAAUAGAGAAUUAAUAGCUAAAAGAACAACCCCACUUUUGAGCUUCCUGAAAAACAAGCAGAGAAUGAGAGAAGAAAAGAGGGAAGAAAGGAGGCGGCGAGAAAUAGAAAGAAAAAGACAAAGAGAAGAAGAGAGAAGAAAGUGGAAAGAAGAAGAAAAACGAAAACGGAAAGACAUAGAAAAGCUAAAGAAGAUAGAAAGAGUUCCAGAAAGGGAAAAAAUAAAGGAAGAACCAAAGAUUAAGCUGCUGAAGAAACCAGAAAAAGGAGAUGAAAAAGAAUUGGACAAAAGAGAAAAGCCCAAGAAACUGGACAAAGAGAAUCUGAUUGAUGAAAGAGCUAGUGGGCAAAGCUGUAUGCUGCCCAAGCGUCCUGAUACUGAACUGAAAGAUGAAAAGCCAAAGAGACUUGAAGAAGAGAGUGGCAGAGACUACAGAGAGAGGGACCGGGAUUACGAACGAGACCAGGAUCGCAUGCUCCGAGAAAGAGAGAGGCUGAAGCGGCAAGAAGAGGAACGCCGUAGGCAAAAGGAGCGCUAUGAGAAGGAGAAGGCUUUUAAAAGAAAGGAAGAAGAAAUUAAAAAAGAGAAAGAAGCACUUCGGGAUAAAGGAAAGAAGAAUGAAGGUGCAGAAUCAAUAAGCAGCGCAGAAAAAACUGAAAAGAAAGAGGAAGUGGUUAAGAGAGACCGCAUAAGAAACAAGGAUCGUCCAGCAAUGCAACUUUACCAACCAGGAGCUCGAAGCCGAAAUCGACUCUGUCCCCCUGAUGACAGCACCAAGUCUGGAGAUUCAGCAAUAGAAAGAAAGCAGGAAAGUGGUAUUAGCCAUAGAAAAGAAGGAGGAGAGGAGUGAUAAGUCCAAAUGGUCACAGGUGUCCUGACUGUCUAGGCAGCCAAAGAGCACGCAUUAAGCAAUCCAGAAGUGCCUCCGGGGCAAAGGAAUAAAGAGAAAGAAAGGGGGUCGUUGUGCUGGUGGGAUACACUGCAGAGGAGUAUGUUUUGCGUCAAAGCAGAAAUCAGAUUGCAGGUUCAGAAUUAGAAGUACAAUUUCAUUGUUUUUGCAGUUUCUACAAAUUAAAUUUAAAGUUUCAGAAAAGGAUGGUGGUGAGGAUAUGCAUUGCAAUUUGCAGGUUGGAAGUGUCAGGCGAGGACUUAAUUUUGUAUGACAAGAAAAACAAGAGUUGGUUCUAAAAUCAACAGGUUUUUGUUAUCAGUCCUGGAUUGAAUAUUCUUAGUUUGGGUGGAGCAGAGCUACUUUGAAGUCUUGUUCAGAUCUAAUUCUAUUGCAUUGUUGGUGAUAACUGUUAACUUUGUGUAGUGUAGAAGCAACACUCAUGUAAUUGUAGUACAAGUACAGUGAAGGAUAUAACAAAUUUUGAUGCAAAAAUUUAAAUAGUCAUGUUAUGUCUAUAUCCUAUGUCCAAAAAUUUUAGGAUUAGUUCUACCUUUUUGUUUACUUACAUGAACUUAGCAUCAAUGAUAUUUUUCAACAUCUCAUUUUGCCUUUAGCACUUUUUUCUAUUAGUAGGGAAAAUGUAGUCCUUGGUUGGUUCUUGACAAUCCAGUCUUUGUUUUAUCUUAGGUCUGAUGAUUUGAGUGCAUACCCUCUCCAGGAAGGAAACUUCACCAGUAUCUGUUCCUGUUAAUAGCAGCUCUUAGUCGAAGCUUGUUUUGUAUUGCUGUCAAUAAAUAUCAACAGCACUCAAGU
This is a messenger RNA of Castor canadensis (American beaver), 2321 nucleotides long. It is a transcript of the gene Upf3b, whose product is annotated as UPF3B regulator of nonsense mediated mRNA decay. Gene Ontology annotation, molecular function: mRNA binding. Gene Ontology annotation, cellular component: cytoplasm; nucleolus. Gene Ontology annotation, biological process: positive regulation of translation; nuclear-transcribed mRNA catabolic process, nonsense-mediated decay. Lineage: Eukaryota; Metazoa; Chordata; Mammalia; Rodentia; Castoridae. The record is from RefSeq and is a predicted model, not a curated record.